AUGCAAGCUGCCGGAACGCACCGUCACCAUCGCCCCAUGGGCACUCACCAUCGCUCUCACUCGGGCCAAUCGUACACAGGAGCGACGGCAGGGUCCAUACGGAGAAAGGCCAGCGGAGGGAGAGGAUACGAAGAGAGACCGGUGCACCCCCCAGGUCCAUGGGAGCAGAUGACGAACACAUACUCGUGGGUUGUUGAACAAGAGAUCCUCCAUCGGCCCAAGGCGAGCCGCAAGCCAACAGAAGAAUGGGUUCUCAAGCAGCAAAUCUACUUCCCCGAAGAGGAGGACCUUUGUUCGAGACGGUACAUGCCAAGCCGGUCGUCGAGCAUGCGGAGGGAAGUCCCGCCGAGGAGGACAUGGGAGGAGGUGGUGUAUCGGUACGAGAUAGACGCUGAAAGGUGGAUGAGACACGAGGCUGAGGUUAGGCGGCUUGCCGAGGAAAGGCAGAGAGCGCAGGCAAGGAUUCAAGAGGAGAUCAGAAGAAUAGAUGAGAGGAUCCAACAGCGGCGUGCUGCAGAGAAGAGGUUGAUCGAGGAGUAUAGAAUGCAGGGCUGGGCCACCAUGAGGGAGAGGGAAAGAAGAGAGCAGCGGAGGAUGGAGAAGGUCGUGUUGGAGAGCUGGGAGAAGUACGAAGCUCGCUGGGCCGAGCUCGGGGCGUCGACAGAGCUGUUGUCGUUCAGGAACAUUCCAUGGCCUUUGAUUUCGCCACCGAAGAGUAUCGAAGAUAUUACGCCAGCCGCCAUCCAGACAUUCCUUCUGUCUCCUGCACAUUCUCAGACCACGUCGUCGAAAGAUAGGCUUCGGAGCGCACAAUUGCGCUGGCAUCCGGACAGGUUCCGCCGCCUACAUAAUCGCAUCGAAGAGUCUGAGAAAGCAAUGAUUGAAGAGGGCGCUGGGGUUGUCGCGAGGUGUCUGAACGAGCUGAUGGAGCGGGAGAAGAGCAAGCUAUAG
Messenger RNA from Coprinopsis cinerea okayama7#130, 951 nucleotides. RefSeq lists its product as hypothetical. Gene Ontology annotation, biological process: canonical NF-kappaB signal transduction. The transcript has a single exon. NCBI's taxonomy places the organism in Eukaryota, Fungi, Basidiomycota, Agaricomycetes, Agaricales, Psathyrellaceae. The coding region runs from base 1 to 951 and encodes 316 amino acids. The record is from RefSeq and is a predicted model, not a curated record.